GGUGUGUCUCAACGCAAUAAUCAUUAUUUAAGAUAUUUUUGCUAAAUAAUCAAAAUUAAAUACACAAAUUAUUGUAAUAGUUUGUGCGUGAGAUGUGAUCUUUAAUUUUGCAUUACCUAUAAAAAAAAAAUUAAAAAUAACUAAACAAAUACGUCUGACAAAACACUUUUUAUCACUCUUCUCACCUAAAUAUCUUGAAAUUAUAAAAUUGUGAUGUGAUAGAAUUUCUAAAUAUUUUAAAUAAAAAAUUCUAAGAACGAAACAGUAACCUAUACGGUUUAGUUCUUCUUAAAAUCUAAAAUUAACAUCAGAAGAAAAGGAAAACAGAUUUUAACAAGAGUUACAUUAACCAUCAUUACGUGUUUAAAAAUGAAAGUCUUUUUGUUUGCCUUGAUUUUAGUAUUUAGUGAAUAUAAAGUAUACACCCAGGAAUCAUGUUGCGAAGACUACUGCUUAGCAAGGGAUAAUGAGCGACUUCAAAAACGUACAUUCACUUCAAAUACUGCUUACCAAUUUGUGAGGGGUACGGACUUGGAUGUAGGUUUUCAGGUGCCAAAUUGUAAAGCUAAAAAAGUUUGGAUAACGAGCAGACAUGGAACAAGACUACCCUAUCGUGAAAUUAUACUCAAUGCAACAAAACUUGAAGAGAUUAAGACUCAAAUAUUAAACAAUUAUUUAAACCUACACAAACCAGAAACUGGAGCAUUGUGUAUCGAGGAUUUUCUAUCAAUUCAAUCAUGGAAAUUCAAUUCGACAAUAACACCAGAAAUGGCAACAUUUUUAACAUUUCAGGGUUGGGAAGAUUUGAAAUAUUUAGCGAUAACUUUACAGAAAAUUUUUCCCAAUAUCAUGUUGAAAGAAUAUGAUUCUGAACAUUUUGUGUUUCAUCAUACUCAAACUCAACGAACCGAAGAAAGUUUUAAGGCAUUCGCUGAAGGUCUUUUUGGACCAAAUGUCUAUCAAAAUAUUAAAAGGGAUAUAGUUCCGCAAAUAAAUGACACUCUCUUGUAUGCAUACUCAGGCUGUCCAAUUUGGACAGAAAAUGAUUGGAAUGCGUAUUACUCAAAAGAUACUGAGUACUAUAAAUUCAGGGAAAGUGAAACUGUGAAAAAAACUAUCGCUCAUAUUUCAAGAAGACUUGGAUUCGAGACUCCUCUUGACUUUGAUUACAUUGAGUUUAUGUGGGAUAUAUGUCGGUUAGAACAAGCUUGGUAUGUUAAUCGGACUAGUAUCUGGUGUGGCGCAUUUACACCUGCCCAACUUGUAGUAUUGGAAUACCUCGAUGAUCUUGUGGUUUAUCAAACUUCAGGCUACGGUCAUGAAAUAAACUCUCGAGUCUCUUGCAAUCUUGCUAAAGAUAUGCUUAAGAAGUUGGAUAACGACGAUGACCCAGAUGCUGUUGCAUAUUUUGCACAUUCAACCACAAUUGAAACUUUGAUAACAGCUUUAGGAAUAAACAAAGAUACUGUUCCACUAAAAGCUAAUAAUUUUGCAUCUAUGACUGAUCGAAAGUGGAAGACCAGUAUUAUCGAUCCGUUUGCCUCUAAUCUAGUGGCUGUUAAGUUUGAAUGUUCAUCGAAAGAUUCGAAUAAAGAUAAUGAGAAAGCAAUGUUUUUCCUUAAUCAAAAACGUGUAGAAUUUGAUUGGUGCAGUCAAGGACUUUGUGAUUGGUCAAAUGUAUUGAAACAUUACGAAACAUUGUACAAAGCCAAUUGCACUGAAUACUUUUGUAGUAAAUCUAAUGGACAAAAACUUACUGGAGUUGCAUUAACGAUGUUAUCAUUCGUAUUUGUUACAUUGUUUUUAUUAGUUUAACAUACAAUGACAAAUAGAUUAAUUAUUUUAUA
Messenger RNA from Episyrphus balteatus (marmalade hoverfly), 1847 nucleotides. Its product is annotated as multiple inositol polyphosphate phosphatase 1-like. Gene Ontology annotation, molecular function: acid phosphatase activity; inositol phosphate phosphatase activity. Bases 370 to 1815 code for a protein of 481 amino acids. NCBI's taxonomy places the organism in Eukaryota, Metazoa, Arthropoda, Insecta, Diptera, Syrphidae. The transcript has 8 exons. The record is from RefSeq and is a predicted model, not a curated record.